Messenger RNA from Marmota monax (woodchuck), 4595 nucleotides. It is a transcript of the gene Acad10, whose product is annotated as acyl-CoA dehydrogenase family member 10. NCBI's taxonomy places the organism in Eukaryota, Metazoa, Chordata, Mammalia, Rodentia, Sciuridae. The transcript has 21 exons. The coding region runs from base 203 to 3382 and encodes 1059 amino acids. Gene Ontology annotation, molecular function: flavin adenine dinucleotide binding; oxidoreductase activity, acting on the CH-CH group of donors. The record is from RefSeq and is a predicted model, not a curated record.
UUAACCUCUACCUGCCCGAGAGGCUUCGUCUUCAGCCCACCUCGGCUGGCUAGUGCCCGGCUCCGCGAGAUCUCGAAUUGAAACCCGAGCUAUGCUGAGGGUUUUUGCGUUUGAUCUCUCUCUCCAACCCUAGGAAGGGUUGCUUUGUGUCAGGCCCACUUUACAGAUCCGUACGCUGAGGCUCAGAGAGCCUGAGCUCAACAUGUGCAUAAGGAGGCUUUUCCAGUCCUCCUGUCUCCCCUGGACAUGGAGAGCAGCUUUCAUGAAGUCCAUGCAGUGCAGGCAGCAGAGGACCCACCGAUGGACACAUUCUGGGGGUGGCACCUACAGAGCGGUGAUUUUUGACAUGGGUGGAGUUCUCAUUCCUUCUCCAGCCAGUGUGGCUGCAGAAUGGGAGGUACAGAAUCGUAUUCCUUCUGGAACUAUAUUAAAAGCUCUCAUCAAAGGUGGAGAAAAUGGACCCUGGAUGACAUUUAUGAGAGGAGAGAUAACAACAGAGGAUUUCUUAAAAGAAUUUGGGAGACUUUGCUUUGAAAUAUCAGAGACCUCCGUGCCCGUGGACUCGUUUUUCUCUCUGCUGACAAGUAAGCAAGUGGCGAAGCAGUUCCCAGUGAUGACUGAGGCCAUCUCUCAAAUUCGAUCGAAAGGCCUUCAGACCGCGGUCUUAAGCAAUAAUUUUCGUCUUCCCAAUGGGAAAAGUUUUUUGCCUGUGGACCAGAAACAGUUUGACGUGGUGGUGGAAUCCUGCCUGGAAGGUAUCUGUAAGCCAGACCCCAGGAUAUACCAGCUGUGCUUGGCACGGCUCGGCCUGCAGCCCUCCGAGUCCAUCUUUCUUGAUGAUCUGGGCCCAAAUCUAAAAGCAGCUGCCAGCCUUGGUAUUCACACCAUUAAGGUUGAUGACCCAGAGGCUGCAGUGAGGGAGUUGGAAGCUCUCCUGGGGUUUCCGUUGCGUGUGGGUAUUCCCAACACUCAUCCUGUGAGGAAGACCAUGGAAAUUCCAAAAGAUGCCUUGGAGAAGUACCUCAAGGGCUUGCUCGGGACCCAGACCACAGGCCCAAUGGAGCUCCUUCAGUUUGAUCACGGGCAGUCAAACCCGACUUACUACAUCAGGCUGCCCAGUCAUCAGCUGGUUCUGAGGAAGAAGCCACCAGGGACUCUCCUUCCAUCUGCCCAUGCGAUAGAGAGGGAGUUCAGGAUAAUGAAAGCCCUUGCAAAAGCUGGAGUGCCAGUCCCCAGAGUUCUUGACCUCUGUGAAGAUUCAAGUGUCAUCGGCACUCCCUUCUAUCUGAUGGAGUACUGCCCAGGCCUCAUCUACAAAGACCCCUCUCUACCAGGCUUGGAGCCCAGCCAGAGGCAAGCCAUAUACACUGCCAUGAACAGAGUCUUGUGCAAAAUUCACAGUGUGGACCUCCAGGCUGCAGGCCUUGACGACUAUGGGAAGCAAGGGGACUACCUUCCUCGCCAGGUGCAAACCUGGACUAAGCAGUACCGAGCUGCAGAAACCAGCACCAUCCCAUCGAUGGAGAGGCUCAUCCAAUGGCUGCCUGUCCAUCUUCCCAGCCAACAGAGGACCACAGUGGUGCAUGGGGACUUCAGGCUCGACAACUUGUUGUUUCAUCCAGACAAGCCAGAGGUGCUUGCUGUCCUUGACUGGGAGCUUUCUACCUUAGGCGACCCCCUUGCCGACGUGGCCUACAGCUGCCUCGCUCACUACUUGCCACCCAGUUUCCCCAUACUGAGAGGUGUCAGUGGCUGUGACUUGACUCAGCUGGGAAUCCCCACUGUAGAGGAGUACUUCAGGAUGUACUGUCAUCACAUGGGGACCCCUCCUGUGGACUGCUGGAACUUCUAUAUGGCCUUCUCUUUCUUCCGCGUGGCAGCAAUCCUGCAGGGUGUCUACAAGAGGUCACUCACAGGUCAAGCAAGCUCAGCAACUGCUGAACAAAGUGGAAAGCUGGCUGAAUUUGUAGCUAAUCUGGCAUGGGAUUUUGCAGUCAAAGAAGGGUUCCGGGUUUUCAAAGAGAUGCCAGCCUCCAAACCAUUAAGAAGGUCCUACCACAUGUGGGCUGGCUCACAGUCCCUGCUGAGCCCCAAGGGCAGAAGGAGUUACAGCUCUGUUCCAGGAGCUUCCCCAGCUCAUGCCUCAAAGACAGCUCUGGUCAUCUCUCCAGAGGGCCUCUCUUCACCGGUCAGAGAGCUGUAUGACCGGUUGCAGAGGUUUAUGGAGCAGCGUGUAUACCCCGUGGAGCCAGAACUGCAGAGACACCAGGCCUCAGCGGAUAGAUGGAGCCCUUCCCCGCUGAUAGAAGAUCUCAAGGAGAAAGCCAAGGCUGAAGGACUUUGGAACCUUUUCCUACCCUUGGAGACUGAUCCUGAGAAAAAAUAUGGAGCAGGACUGACCAACAUGGAGUAUGCACAUCUGUGUGAAGUCAUGGGCACGUCUCUCUACGCUCCGGAGAUAUUUAACUGCUCUGCUCCUGACACGGGGAAUAUGGAGCUCUUGGUGCGCUAUGGCACCGAGGAGCAGAAGGCCCGCUGGCUGAUUCCUCUGCUGGAGGGCAAGGCGCGCUCCUGCUUCGCCAUGACAGAGCCCCAGGUUGCCUCAUCAGAUGCCACCAACAUCGAGGCUUCCAUCAGAGAGGAGGACGGCUUCUAUGUCCUCAAUGGUCACAAGUGGUGGAUCUCAGGCAUCCUAGAUCCUCGCUGCCAACUGUGUGUGUUUAUGGGAAAAACAGACCCGCAGGCCCCGAGCCACCGGCAGCAGUCUGUGCUCUUGGUUCCCAUGGACACCCCAGGGAUCAAAGUCAUCCGGCCUCUGACAGUGUACGGGCUGGAGGAUGCUCCAGGUGGCCAUGGUGAAGUACGAUUUGAGCAUGUGCGUGUGCCCAGGGAGAACAUAGUUCUGGGCCCUGGCCGAGGCUUUGAGAUUGCCCAGGGCAGGCUGGGGCCUGGCCGGAUCCACCACUGCAUGAGACUGAUUGGGUUCUCAGAGAGGGCCCUGGCGCUCAUGAAGGCCCGCGUGAAGUCCCGUGUGGCCUUCGGGAAGCCCCUGGUGGAGCAGGGCACAGUCCUGGCAGACAUCGCCCAGUCACGUGUGGAGAUCGAGCAGGCCCGGCUGCUGGUGCUGAAAGCUGCCCACCUCAUGGAUGUGGCAGGAAAUAAGGCUGCAGCUUUAGAUAUUGCCAUGAUUAAGAUGGUUGCCCCGUCCAUGGCCUACCGAGUGAUCGAUCGUGCUAUUCAGGCCUUCGGAGCAGCAGGCCUGAGCAACGACUAUCCCCUGGCUCAGUUCUUUGCGUGGGCCCGAGCGCUGCGACUUGCUGACGGCCCUGACGAGGUGCACCGGGCAACAGUGGCCAAGAUGGAGCUGAAGCAGCGCACUUAGGCUGCAGGACGCGGGAGCCCAUUGUGUCCUGCUGGCAUCUGACUUUCCUCCCUGGGGUGAACACAGACACUCACUAAAAUGUUAUUUUGGGGGCUGGGGUUGUGGCUCAGUAGCAGAGCGCUUGCCUAACACAUGUGAGACACUGGGUUCAAUCCUCAACAUCACAUACAAAUAAAUAAAAGGUAUUGUGUCCACCUACAACUAAAAAAAUAUUUUAAAAGAAUAUUAUUUUGGAAAAGGGCUUUGGGAAACAAAAGAAUGAGAAGAGAUUUCUCACAGACUUUGUGAACUUUGUAUGUCAUAGGAACGGGAUUGAGAAUCAAGUUGCCCCCCUCAGACUCUGUGCCUCAAUACAUCAGCUGCUUCCAUCGCACCCUGCCCUGUGCCCUGGAUCAUGCAUGUCGCUUGCUGACUGUCACCCCAUAAGUCCCCAGUUGCUGCUGCCUCAGAUCACUGCUCACUUCCACACUCUGUGCUCAUAUGAACUGCACCACAGGAACUGUAGCACUCCAGUGUGUGAGGCCCCUGCAACUCCCUUUCCUCCAGCUGCACUAGUUCCACAGAGCAUCUGGGGAAGGGGAGGUGGCAGAGAAUGUGCUGUUGCAAUUCGGAGAGCCGGAUUUCCUCCCUGAGGAGGUGCAAACACAUGUCUGAUGCUUCUGAGAAGUAGGUGCCUUGAGAGCCAGGUGGCAGUAAGCUAUCGACUUUGAGGUCCUGCUCUGCUGAUCUUAGGGGCUUGUGCAGUGGGCAAAGCCCCUCCGAGGACAGACAAGGUGGGCAGGGCCAUCCCUUCCAAUUGUGCAUUGCAGACCUGACCUUGGGUGCUGCUUUCCCCAAAGUGCCUGUAAACAGAGCCCACUUGGUGCUUUGAACAUAAUGGCUUAUUUUAACACUGACAUUUUUUUUUCUUUCUCUUCUCUCUCUCUCUCCCUCCUUAGCCUUGGGAGCAGCAAGAUUACCCUUCUUAUCAUCCACAGGAAUGAAGUAAUUUUGACUUUAGGGAUGGUGCCAGAAGACCUAAGAAAUGGCUGUCUUUCAAGGCUACAAAUGAAUUAUAACACCUGAUAGGGCAUGCCUAGAAUGUAGCCUUUGAUUCACCUCUUUAAAAGCCCUCUGUUCCCCCCAAUGGGAAUCACAGCCUCUGAGACAGGAGUCCCCUGUGUUUCUCUGUUGCUAGCAAAGCAAUAAAACUUUAUUUUCCUUUUUCUCAAAA